Messenger RNA from Mobula hypostoma (lesser devil ray), 4961 nucleotides. Its product is annotated as protein angel homolog 1-like. The transcript has 10 exons. Gene Ontology annotation, molecular function: 3'-5'-RNA exonuclease activity. The coding region runs from base 246 to 2330 and encodes 694 amino acids. The record is from RefSeq and is a predicted model, not a curated record. Lineage: Eukaryota; Metazoa; Chordata; Chondrichthyes; Myliobatiformes; Myliobatidae.
GGGAUCACACCGCCACACACACACACACAACUCCGGGAUCACACGACCACACACACACACACACAAACACAACUCCGGAAUCACACCGCCACACACACACACACACACACACAACUCCGGGAUCACACCGCCACACACACACACACACACACACACACACACCCCCACCCCUCCGGGAUCACACCGUCGUGCCCGUCGCGUCGACCAACAAAGCGGCGGCCGCGGCGCAUGCUCGGUGCGGCGGCAUGGUGGGCUCCUUGCUGUGUUAUGUGUUGGCGCCGCUCGCCACUCUCCUCAGCCGGAUCACAGGUCCCCACGUUGAUGAUGACACUGAGAAAGAACGUCCAGAGGAUUCGUGCUUGGAAACUGAUGAAGUAUCUGGCAGUGGUUCCGCUUCAUGGUUCCCACUUAGCAAAGACCAAAGUCUUCUGCUCCAGGAUUGGCUAGGCGUGCCAAGUCCAGUUUCAGUAGAGGAGAAGGGCACAAGUGCCGAUGCUGAUCAGGUCCCCCAGCGUUCUCUGACAGAGAUCCUGGAGGCAGAAGAAGCCGCCAUGACAUGGCAGCAAGCGAGAAGCAGGCCAACAGUGGGCCCGCAGGUGGAUCCGUGCCCAGUUGCUGCAGACCAGGGGAACACUGAGGACCAGGGGACAUCUCCACCAGACACCUCCGUGAGCUGGCCACCCUCCCUUCCACAGGGUGCAAAGAGGGAGACCCCAGGUUGGAUGCCAGCAUCUCCCCAGAGUGCAGUUAGGGUCCUCCGACCCCCUCCGACUAGGUGGCAGUUCCACCCUCAGCAGUAUGACCACCAGGACGUGGGCACGACUGAUUGGCAGUUGAUGGCAUCGCACAGCAUGAGCCAGCCUGGUGGCAGCCCGAUGUGGCACAUGUCCACUGCAUUAGGUGUGAAUGAAGCAUCAGCAAAUACACUGUGGCAGUUCCAAAAUGAAGGGGAUCUUCUGAUGAACAUAGGCCAACUAACCAGAACGUGGGAGCCUUUAAAGAAACAGCGUGCGGAUGAAGCCAGUAAAGGCAGCCUGUUUGAGUUCACCAUCAUGUCAUACAAUAUCCUAUCACAGGAUCUUCUGGAGACUAAUAAAGGUCUCUACUCUCACUGCCAGCCGGAGUUUCUGACCUGGGAAUUUCGAUUCCAGAAUAUUAUGGAGGAGUUUGAGUCCUGGGAUGCUGAUAUUAUGUGCCUGCAGGAAGUUCAGGAAAACCAUUACUAUCAGCAGUUUCGGCCAGCUCUCCAGCUAAGGGGUUAUGACUGCUUAUACAAACGGCGCACUGGCAUCAAGACAGAUGGGUGUGCUGUGUGCUUUAAGCGGGACCGGUUUAGUUUAGUCUCUGAGCACCCUGUGGAAUAUUUCCGACCCAUUGUGGAAACGUUGAACAGGGACAAUGUGGCACUGCUGGCUUUGCUCCGGCCCCUAACUCCAGGCUCCGGCCAAGACGCCUCAAAGCUGCCCGACAUCUGCGUGGCGAACACUCACCUCAUCUUCAACCCGAGGCGGGGGGACAUCAAACUCACCCAGCUAGCUGUGUUGUUUGCUGAAAUUCAGCAGGUGGUGCAGGCAGCUCAGAGUGAUGGCACACCUUGCCCCAUCAUCCUCUGUGGGGAUCUGAACUCUGUCCCAGACUCCCCUCUGUAUAAACUCAUCUGCAAUGGAGAGCUGUACUAUUAUGGAAUACCUACCUGGAAGGUAUCCUGUCAGGAGGAUUACUCUUAUCAGUUUUGUCCGAGGAAACUCUACGGUCCUCUGUGGCCGAGCAGACUCAGGAUAACUGACAACUGUCAGUAUGUCGGCGUGUGUGAGAAGAAGACUACAGGAAUACGGAGGUAUGGCCGUGAGUUCCUCCUCCAGUUUCGAUACUCCACACCAGCACUUGUGCGGCCAGAGCAUCUUGAUUUUAUUGAAGGCGUAACGGAUGCUAAACCAGAACCUCCUGGAGAUGGGUCGGAGCGCUACGUCAGUGUGUCUGAUCCAGAGGAUGAACUCUUCUGUAAAAGGUCUCCCACCACCAUCCGACACAACCUCAACCUGACCUCGGUCUACACUCAUUUUCAGUCUGACACAGGACGACCUGAGGUCACGACCUGCUCGUCGGGCUUUGGCCUCACUGUGGAUUACAUAUUCUACUCUGCGCAGCCCGUUGCUGAUACAAGUAGAAAAGGGCACCGGCGAUACCAGGAUGGACCACUGAAGCUGCUGGGUCGGCUGCCCCUUCUCUCCGAGCAUGACAUCUGGCUGGCUAAUGGUUUACCCAAUGCCGUCUGCUCAUCUGAUCACCUGUCCCUCUUGGCCAAGUUUGGGCUGAAGCCCCACAGUUGAUCUUACAAAGAAAUGGAGAGUGAACAGUGAGACUUGCUCCUGGCAGGUGCCUUUGCAAAGCUUUUUGGACAGAUGCCCCUCGGGUGGGUAGAAUGAAGUUCCUUGUAGGGUAUAUAAUUACCAUUUUAUGGUCUGAAUUAGGCUAUUUUAAUCUUUUUGCUUUUUUUUAGUGGUCUGGAAUAUCGAGUACACUGCUUUAAGAUAAUGAAAAUACAGUUGGCCUUUUGGUGGGGGUCUGGAACAAGUAGGCUGAUGAUUUUGUCACCAAGAGUUUCCAGAAUGUGAUUUUCUUUCAUUUGUUUCCCAGGCAAGAGCUUACUUGAAAGCCAAUUGGACACAGUGAUAAUUUGCCAAGUGUUAUUUCUGGGCACUUUCUGUUCGCCCCCCAUACAUACCUGUGGCUGGAUGUGGAACUGUGCUGGAUUCCCUAGAAGCAAACCAUUCUAUAUUCCUUUCAUUUGCACUAUACAAGGCAGAGUCCACUGUCUGUUAACCAAAUCUGAGCUUUCUUUUCCCCUCUGGCCCUGGAGUUUUAAAAUCUUCCUUCUGCUUCUCAGUAGGUCGCAGUCAAUUCAGAAACAGUCCUGGUUUGCACCUUUGGACAGGCAUGCAUGGAUUGGGGAAGGGAUGGGAACGGGGUGGUUUUUAAAUCCCUCUAGGGAACUAGUACAUUAAUUCAACACAAACAGGUUCUUCUUCCUUCUCAAACAUAGUCUGGCAUACAUAAAUACCCCUGACUCUGGCCUUUCCCAUUCCAUAUAUAUCUAUGUGUGUUUCUGACACACACAUAUAUUCUGGACCUUGUCAGCAAAAUAGUGUCGUGAUCCCUGACUCUGAAAUUCUUUCCUUUAAUGAAAGCAGUAUCAGGGUUCUGUCUUCUUUCCAUGGUAGCCUGACUGAGUUAGGAGUUAGUAACAGGUGUGAGGCUCUCUCUAUCCCUGCAUCAGAUUUCCAGGGGAUUCCCUGCUGCUUGUAGAUGAAGCAGCUGAAGAGUGGGUUGACUCAGGAAGACCAGAACUAUUGGAGACAAAUUCACCAAAAAUAAAGGGUUCUGUACCUGGUACCCUCUCUAAUUUCUUUGUUGCUGGAUAAACAACCAAAAACAACACACAUAAAAAGUGCUUUAGGAACUCAGCAAGUCAGGCAGCUUCUACAGAGGAGAAUAAGAAUAUUAAUGUUUUGGGCCAAGAUCCUUCAUCAGAACAGAUCUUCUCAGCCUGAAACGGCGACUGUUUAUUCCCCUGCAUAAAUCCUACCUGAUCUGCUGAGUUCCUCCAGCAGUUCGUGUGUGUUGCUGAGUAUUUCCAGCAUCUGCAUGAUCUCUUGUGUUUAUAAACGAAUGUUUUGAGUUUGAAGACUGAUAAUGAGGCAAGAGAUUUCAGGUGCUGGAAUCGGGAGCAACAAACAAAUGCUGGAGGAACUCCACGGGUUAAGCAGCAUCUACAGGCAUGGAGUUUGGGGUGUGGAUCUGUUGAGGGGUCUCGAUCCGAAAUGUCAACUGUCCAUUUCCCUCUGCAGAUGCUGCCUGACUGAGCUGCUCCAGUGGUUUAUUUUUGCUGACUGUUGUCUGCCUGUGCUUUAACUGUGUGAUGCAGUCAAUGGACUGAAUAUUGUCUUUCUGUCACAGCGGAGUGCUUUUUGCUCUCCGAACUGAAAAUCAGAGCCUUUCCACAAGUUCACUGCCAAAUCCCAGCCACUCCUGCUUGCUCCGUUUUUCAGACUGUUUCUUUCUCUCUCCUUGACCCUGAGCCCCUCUCCAGGGAAGGGGCAAUGGCUGGGAUUCCCAGCACGUCUCGUCCUCAAUUCAGGAUGAGGUGAGUGUGUGAAUCGAGGCCCCGCUCGAAGCUCCUCGCUCUCCCACUCGUCAUGUUCAGGUAAUAAGGAAGAGCAGAGUGAGCUUUAUUUGGCUUGUGUUUCAGUGGCACAGUGCUCAAAAUGUUGUCCCAGUAGUCACAUGGAGCUGUCUUAUCUCGUGCCAGGGAGUGCAAGGCAUUGGUUCCUAGGCUCUGCUGAGCGUUUAGCAAGUGCCACCACACAGCAUGGCCUCUUCCCACACAACUUUACAUUGUGUUGUGUGCUGCUGGGGCUGAGAAUGAUGUGCACCUUACUGUGGAAGGGAAUCCAUGUUCAGUACCUGUAACACUAAAUUUGGACAUUCUCGAAAUAGGGGGAGGAAAUAAAGGAGCUAAGUACAGCCCUUCAGACCUCUUCUACUUGAACUUAGGGCUGAUCUGUCUCUGAACUCAAUGUGUCCUUGCAGUGAACCUUUUAAUGUAGAGGUGAUGAGCCAGGUUUCUUCUGGUGUGCAGAUUCCGUGUUGGAAUGGGUAUAGGUGCUAUAGGAAAAGGACCCAUCCUGGCUAAUCAGGACACUUAAUGUACCAGCCACUUGGGCAGGUUAAUGUCACUGCAGACACUGCGAUAAAGUCAAUGAAGUGAGGGAGUGUAGGAACCUCUUAAAUUGUGUUUUGAGGCUUCGUGUCUCAUCCUUAAUCAUCGCGCAUUUUGGAAAUGAAUCUUGUGUCUCAAACCAAUGAGCUAUAUUGUUACGCAAACACGAGGAAUUCUGCAGAUGCUGGAAAUUCAAGCAACGCACAUCAAAGUGGCUGGUGAACGCAGCAGGCCAGGCAGC